Messenger RNA from Asparagus officinalis (garden asparagus), 2527 nucleotides. Its product is annotated as protein FAR1-RELATED SEQUENCE 5-like. The coding region runs from base 190 to 1986 and encodes 598 amino acids. The record is from RefSeq and is a predicted model, not a curated record. The transcript is spliced from 3 exons. Gene Ontology annotation, biological process: regulation of DNA-templated transcription. NCBI's taxonomy places the organism in Eukaryota, Viridiplantae, Streptophyta, Magnoliopsida, Asparagales, Asparagaceae.
CGCCGCAACAGCUCCUCCAUCCGCCGCCCAUCGACGACGACUCCUCCUCCGCCCAAACAUCCGCCCGCCGUCGGCGACUCCUAUUAACCAGGAUCAGUAGUCUUCCCAGUGAUCCUGGAACCCCCGGAGUUCUCCUGAGCCUAAGUCUUGUGUUUCUAGUCCUGGGACCUGCUUGUGUUUCUAGCCGCAAUGGAUGUCUCUUCUUCUCAUCGUGACAUUCUCUUAGAAGCCGCCUCCUCAAGCGAGCAACAAUUGGCGAUAAUAACACCAUUUGUUGAGAAGAAUUGCGCAACGAGAGAUAUUGAAAUGACGGACAAUGCACCCGAUGACUCUAUCUUAGACACUAGCAUUCCACUAGAUGAUAUUACUCCAUUUGAAGGGAAGGAGUUCAUAAGUGACGAAGAUGCAUACCACUAUUACAAUGCUUAUGCAAAGAAAUUUGGGUUUGGAAUUCGCAAAGACACUUUGGAGAAGUCAAAGAAGGCUUCAGGGAAGAUUCUUUCCAGAACAUUUGUAUGCAACAAAGCAGGGAGAAAGGUGCCGAGGGAAAAUGAAAGUGGAAUAAUUAUCAACCGUCGACCGGAAACUAGAAUUAAUUGUGAUGCAAAAUUGAAGAUUAGGUUGACUUCUUCAAAAAGGUGGAAGGUUACUAAGUUUAUUGCAGAACAUGUUCAUGCUUUAACAAGUCCUGACAAAGUAGCACAUCAUUAUUCUCACAAGCAACGACAUCGAUCAAAGACUUGUAGAAGCUUUAUUGAUAGCUUGCAUGAAGAGGGAAUGAAGCCCUCUACUAUUAAUCGCGUGGUAAAUGUUUUUUUCAAGGGAGAAGAUGACGAACGAGUCACCACACAACAAGUAAUCGAUCAUAUCAGAACAACAAGGCAUAAUAAUAUUGGCACUGAAUGCUUAACUAUUGUUAGACAUUUUCAAGAUAGGAGGGAAUCAGAUCCAGAUUUUUAUUUCGCUAUGGAGGUCGAUCAUCUUGGUAUUAUGAGGAGUGUGUUCUGGGCCGAUGGAAGAGCUAGAGCAUCUUAUUUGAGUUUUGGAGAUGUGGUAGUCUUUGAUACUACAUACAAGACUAAUCAUUUGAGUUUACCUUUUGCUCCAUUUACGGGAGUAAACCACCAUCGACAAUCCGUCCUCUUUGGUUGUGCAUUGCUUGCGGACGAACAAGAGGGGACCUUCACGUGGUUAUUUUCUCAAUGGCUCAAGUGUAUGCACGGGAUCGCCUCAAAGGCUAUCAUAACUGAUCAAGAUGCACAGAUGAGAAAGGCUAUCAAUGAAGUUUUGCCGAACACUCGUCAUCGUUUUUGUUCUUGGCAUAUUAGAAAGCAUAUUGCCGAGCAACAAGUAAAGUUGAUGAGCAAAUACGGGGAUGAGAUGCCUACAUAUUUCAAUAGUUGGUACUAUGCUAGAAAUAUAAGCAAGUGUGAGGAGCUAUGGAAAGUCAUGAAGGAGAAAUUUGGUAUAGAAGAAGAUGAAGAUAGUUGGCUAACAAGAAUGUAUAAGUUGCGUGAACAUUGGGUGGAUGCAUACUUGAAGGAUUGUUUUUGGGCGGGAAUGACAACAAGCCAAAGGAGUGAAAGUAUCAACUCCUUUUUCGAUGGUUUUGUCAAUGCAAAUACUAAUCUUGUUGAGUUUGUUGGCCAAUAUGACAAGGCAGUCACAACUCAUCGUGGAUCAGAAUCUCAUGAAGACUUCAUGACUUUGAAUACUGUGCCCGUGAUGAGUUUCUCAAGUCCAAUUGAAGCACAAGUGGGAAGGGCAUACACGAGGGUGAUGUUGAAGAUGUUUCAAAAGGAGCUUGGUGAUGUGAUGUCAUUACAUUAUGAAGAAACAUCGAAGGAGGAGUUAAAAGUUGUAUAUUCAGUUGGCAAGUUUUCUGAAGAAAGAAAAAAUUGGGAAGAUGUAACUUAUGAAAAGAAUGGAGAGCUUAAAGUUGCAUGCACUUGUGCAUUUUGGGAAACCGAAGGGGGUGCUUUGUAAGCAUAUUUUGUUUAUCUUAUGGCUAAAUCAAAUAACAUCUAUUCCGGAUAAGUAUAUCUUACAUAGAUAGAAAAUUGAUGCAAGAUAUAGGCAUUUUGGCUUUGUUGAUGCUACGAAGUCGCGGAAAAAUGAAGAAAGCACGGAGCGGGAGAGUAUUAUAAGAUUAUGGGCUUUACGAGGAAACUUCAAUGAGGCAUUUGAUAUGGCGGCGGGCUCAAAUGAUCUUCUUUCUAAGUUAGAGCAACUCAUAAACAACUUCAUUACGGAAGCGGGAAAGGAAGUAAGGGGCAAGAUAGUUCAAACUCGGGAUUCUCAAGUUGGAAGUGAAGUUGACUCAAAUACUAAUGUGAUCGUAUUGAAAGAUGGUGAGGAGAUUACGGUUCGUGGUCCUCUCGAACCCGCAAAACCAAAGGGACGUCCAAGAAAUUCCACUAGGAUUAAAAGUGGCUUUGAAGAAUCGGAAGAACAAAAGGAGGUGAAACAACGAAAAUGUGGUCAUUGUCAACAAUUGGGUCACUAUAGGACGGGUUGUCAAUUGUUG